This is a messenger RNA of Clonostachys rhizophaga, 1947 nucleotides long. Lineage: Eukaryota; Fungi; Ascomycota; Sordariomycetes; Hypocreales; Bionectriaceae. The record is from the annotation of a GenBank genome assembly.
AUGCCACGCAUAAAGAAGAAGGGCCAGGCCGGCGCGGCCAAGAACUAUGUGACGCGAAACCAGGCCAUUCGCAAACUUCAAAUUACACUUCCUGAUUUCCGCAAGUUGUGUAUUUGGAAGGGAAUCUACCCUCGUGAGCCCCGAAGCAAGAAGAAGGUUUCGAAAUCUUCAACCAGCUCGACAACUUUCUACUACGCCAAGGACAUUCAGUAUCUGCUCCAUGAGCCUCUCCUGCAGAAGUUCCGCGAUCAAAAAUCCCUCGAGAAGAAGAUUUCAAAGGCAUUGGGCAGGGGUGAUGUUACCGAUGCAGCAAGACUCGAGGGCAAUGCGGCCAGGCCAGAGAAGACCGGCAAGCCGCGAUACACUCUCGACCAUGUUAUUCGCGAGCGAUACCCAACUUUCAUUGAUGCCCUGAGAGACUUGGAUGAUUGCUUGUCCAUGCUCUUCUUGUUUGCCAAUCUCCCCUCGACCUCCUCUGUCCCGGCAAAGAUGAUUGCCCGUUGCGAGCGACUGACACUGGAAUUCCAACACUAUCUGAUUGCGUCGCAUAGCCUCACCAAGUCUUUCCUGUCUAUCAAGGGUAUUUACUAUCAAGCGAACAUCAAGGGUGAAGACGUUCUGUGGCUUGUGCCCUACAAGUUCAACCAGCGAAUUGUCGGAGACGUCGAUUUCCGAAUCAUGGGUACUUUCGUCGAAUUCUACAUGACCCUCCUGAGCUUUGUCAAUUUCAGGCUCUAUACUUCUCUUGGUCUCAAGUACCCCCCAAAGUUCGAUCAAUUGAAGGACGAGAACGCUGCAGAACUCGGUGCUUUCACUCUCGAGGGCAUGACUCUGGUCAAUGAUGAGCCACAGAAGCAGAUUGAGGAUCACAAGCCCGAUCCCAAGGUCCAAGCCGCAGUCAACAAGGUUUUGAAGCAGAUUGACAGCAAGGCCGCGAACGGAGAUGACGCAGGUGACGCCGUCGAGGUUGAAGGUGAAGAGAGCAACGACACCAUCGACAAGUUUGAGCCAGCAGCCCCAGGUGGCGAUGUUCUUCCCCAGCCAUCCAACCUUGGUGGCAGCCAGGGCGCUCUCUUCUCAAAUUGCACAUUCUAUCUCUCGCGUGAAACCCCCCGUCAACCCUUGGAGUUCAUCCUCAAGGCUUUUGGGUGCAAGCGCGUGGGUUGGGAUGCUGUUCUUGGCGAUGGCGCAUUCACUACGAAUGAGCUUGACCCUGCGAUCACUCACCAAAUCGUCGAUAGGCCACCAGUCCAGAAUGCCGUGGAGGCAGAGACGGAGGGCGACGACAACCAGACAUCACAGAAGCUCGGUGCCAAUCGCCGAGUGCCAGGCCGUGUCUAUCUCCAGCCCCAGUGGGUUUGGGAUAGUGUCAACGAUGGAGAGUUGAAGGAGCCCCAUCUCUACGCCCCUGGAACUUCACUCCCCCCUCAUCUUAGCCCCUUCGUCAAGGCAAUGCCCGGAGCUUAUGAUCCUACAAUGCCACUGGAGGAGCAGGAACCUGAGCGUGAAGCUUUGGAAGCUGAGGAUGAUGACGAGGAGGUGACUGCCGAGGGCAUGGAUGUUGCUGAGGACGAUGAUGCUGAGGAUGACGAAGCCGAGAAUGGUGACUUCAAUGGCGUCUCCGAGGAUGAAGAAGAAGAAGCCGAUGGCUCUGACGAUGACGCUGAGCGACAACGCGAGCUUGAGGCUGAGUUGGCCGGCUCCUCUGUCAAAUCGAAAUCAAUCAGCAAGAAGGCCAAGGCCAAGGAAGACAAGCUCAAGGCCCUGUCGAAGAAGUCGCGUGAGGAUGAAGAAGAGCUCGAGCGAGCCAAGGGCAUGCUGAGCAAGAAGAAGCGGAAGUUGUAUGAGCAGAUGAUCUACACCAACACCAAGAAGAACGCUGCAGAUGAGAAGUUGAGGGCUAAGAGGAGAAGACUGGAAAAGGAGGGUAAAAGGGCAAAAGCAUAA